This is a messenger RNA of Staurois parvus, 768 nucleotides long. The record is from the annotation of a GenBank genome assembly. NCBI's taxonomy places the organism in Eukaryota, Metazoa, Chordata, Amphibia, Anura, Ranidae.
GGUCAGAAACCCUAUCCCUGUGCACAAUGUGAUGCCUACUUUUCUACCAAAUCUAAUUGUGAGCGCCAUCUCUUACGCAAACAUGGAGUUGCCAACCUCUCCUUGCGAAGAAACGGUCUUGUGGCCCAGUCUAAAGAAAGUGAUGCUGGAUCACACGAUAGCACAGAUAGUCAGUCUGAUGCAGAUUUAUCAGCCGUGGAAGCUGAUGUGCUAGAUCUGACAUCUGGGGACAGGGAAAAAGCAGAGCAAACUGAAGUUACAGAAAGCGAGCAGAUGUCCAUGAACAAGCCGACUGAAAACCUAACACUAGAUCUGGAGAAGGCCAACCAGGAUGAAGAUGAACAGAUAGAGGAUGACGCUGUGAGCAACAAAAGCCUAGAUCUUAAUUUUGCAAGUAAGCUGAUGGACUUCAAACUAUCACCCAAUGGGCAGGCUUCGAGCAACUCUUGUGAUAUUUGUGGGAAGAGUUUCAAGUUUCCUGCUACCUUAGGAAGACACAAGAAGGCACAUUCAUGUGAAAGCAGUGAUCAGGAGAAAACCAGUGAACAUGCAGGCAAGGAUCUAUCAAUUCAUACUUGUAACCCAGCUAAUCAGGAUUCCUCAAAGGAGACUGGAGACCAGGAAGAGGAGCUCCCGGUUGAUUUAAAGGUGUCCAAAUCUCCUGUGGAAAGUGAGCAAGCUGAACAUAAGACAACAGAUGGAGAAGGAGUCUCAGAAGAAAAAGUAGAAAAGCCUUUGGACAAAGGUGAUGAUGACAAAGAUUCCAAG